Messenger RNA from Aureobasidium subglaciale EXF-2481, 834 nucleotides. RefSeq lists its product as uncharacterized. The coding region runs from base 1 to 834 and encodes 277 amino acids. NCBI's taxonomy places the organism in Eukaryota, Fungi, Ascomycota, Dothideomycetes, Dothideales, Saccotheciaceae. The transcript has 2 exons. The record is from RefSeq and is a predicted model, not a curated record.
AUGCCCAAGGAGCAACGCGUCCUGUCGACGUACCGCCAAUCACCUUUCCCAGUCACACAUGCACGACAGUCCAGAUCAGUGGAACCCCAAGCAGGCCAUAGGAACACAGCCAACUGGAGUACUGCCGAUGACGAAGUCUUAGUUGCGGCUAGAGCUGCUGGCCUGAAUUGGCAGUCCACUGCAGCAAAGCACUUCCCUAACAAGACUGCGAAUGCCUGCCGCAAGCGUCACGAGCGACUGGUAGAGCGUCGAACACACGAGGACUGGAACACAAAGAGACUGGACACUCUUGCACUCGAAUACAUGGAGCUCAGGAAGGAGAUAUGGGGCCCACUGGCAGCCAGAAUUGGUGAGCGUUGGAGCGUGGUCGAAACCAAGUGUAUGGAAAAGGGUCUCAAGAAUCUACAGUCAAUUGCACGGGCAGCUCGCAAGACUUCUGUAUCCAGUGAGGAUCAUCCCGUCUCGAACAAGGAAGAGCACGAAGGCGAUUCCGGCAUCGGCUGCUCGGAUGCUGAAUUGGAUCCAGCCGAUAUAUCCAGAGCCAUGGGGAGACACCCUUCGACAGGCUCGGCUUCGAUCCAAACCAUGCAACCUGUAUUGGAACUUACAGCAAAUCAGCAAACCGCAUUAUACCAUAUUCUGCCUAGACCGCCACCAUUACCCUUGUAUCAACCUCCACCAUUGGUUCCGGCCCGCAGUGUACCAAGUACAGGCAGGUUUAUCUCCAUAGGCUCGCCCGGCGACAGUCCGCCUGAUCGGGACCGUACACCUGACAAUUCCGCUCAAAGGAGUGUUAGCAUCAAGUCUAUGCUCUCGGACACGCCGCAACCUUGA